GGCAUUGACUUCGGUUGUUUAAACUAAUGCGCGUCGCACCAGUACCAAAGUAUAAUAAAGUAAUAAAAUAAAGAGACGCUCGCAAUAAUUUAACGAUAAUAUUUAAUAAUUUGAGUGAAAGUUUAUGGAUACAAACAUGGAAGAUCCUGUUUCGUUGGACUUGGACGCUUUUUCAAUACCACCAAUCAACGCGAUAGACUUUAAUAUAAGCGAUUUAGUGUUUCAAGUUAGCAAAGAUGACACCGAAGUAACUGCCCUUUCGGAUCCAGUUUAUGAACAAUUCUUAGCUGACGUUUGGGUCGGAAUAGUGCUGACUUUGAUGGUACUUAGUUGCGUUUGUUUUAUGUGUUCCUGUUUGAUUUAUCAUAAAUUUCAUGAAUGCAAACAGAGAGUUUUGGACGCUACUCGCAAUCAAUCCAAUCUGGAAGCAGGGACGUUCGAAACGGAUUUGCCCAGCUACACAAUAGCUUCUGGAUUGCCCACAUACGAAGAAGCUCUGGAGCAAUUGAGGAAAGUGCAAAUUACCAGUGUACCAAUUAAAACAAUUAGUGAAGCAGUUGGACAAGAAACAAGCGAAUUGAGACAACAAACGCAAAGUCCAUUGUUUAACUUGUUUGGAAUAUACAAUACUGGUAGAAGUGAAACUUCAAAGCCUGCGUGAGGGCGAUAAGGAACUUUUUUAAAUCGUUGACUGAUUAAUAAGCAAAUUAGUUUGAAUAUUUUUAAGCUUGAAAAUGAAAUAUCAAUAUUAACAUAUUAGUGUGAAAAACAAAUUUAGAUUUGUUUGUCUAGAGGAUGAUGUCAUAUUUUCCUCUACAAAGAUCUGAAAGUAAUUUUCUUGCACAAGUGUGAAUCAUUGAAAAUGUUCUUAAAAGUGAUGAUUAUUUUAGAUCUGAUGCACUUAAUAAUUAAGGUUGGAAAUUCUAAUUAGACAAACGCAUUUAUUUUGAAGGCAAAUACAUACUUAACUACUGGUUCUAGUCUAAACGAAAACAAGGUGUUAUUAGAAAUAAGUUAAGCAAAUUACCUGGAAAUGUUUACAAUACUGCGUUUCAGUUAUAAUAUUAAAUUGAAAUUUAUUGAUUUCGUAGCUUAAAAAUAUUCAUUAAUAGUGUAAAAUUGUUGUAUUAAAAGGCUGUGCUUAGUUUUAAGAAAUCAAAUUUGUACAUGAUGUAAAUAUUUGUCAAAUAAAUAAACCAUAAAAAUAUUAUUAUAAGUAUUGGGAAAUUGUUAUUAAUAUGUUGCAAUCGUGAAAUUGAUUUUCAAUACCGUCAAAACAAAAUGUGCAAGUUCCCCCACACCGUUUCUUUUGUUAAUUUAUUAAUCGUUAAGGUUCAAAGUUUUAAAGAAACUAAUUGACUGAGCAGGUAAGUAUCUAAUCUAGUAGACGAUUAAAAAAAUAUUAUAGAAUAACAUGUAAUUAUUUCAAAUAAAAAAUGACGCAGAAGGAAAUUUGUCAUGGUAAAAAAUAAAGCCAAUUAAUUUUCGAUUUUUCCACUUAAAUGAUUUAUUUAGUAAUGGAAUUACUUCAAUAGAAAAUUAAAGAGUGAAUAACAGUGGCGGAACGAUACUUGGAACUAGAAGUAAUUGAAGAAGUAGUCACCGAAGCUGAAAUUUAAUUCAAAAGAAAAGCUCAAAGACUUUAUUCGUUUUAAAAAACGGCCCUACAUGUUUCUCAUCAUCAGGGGCAAUACAUAAGGUCAUACAUUAACAGGGUUGGAUAUCAUAGGCUGCCAGAUCAUGCAUUUUGUAAAGGAAAAAAAGGUCAAAAAUAAGUUGAAAAUUACCGUGUCAUAUUAAUUAAAAAAAUGGAAAACUAGAUUCAGCCAAUAAGGGACACAUUGACAUGGUGUCAUAGGAGUCUGCCUGGUCUGCCCUAGUUGUACUGGUACCUAAAAAAGAUGGUAGUACGCGACUAUGCGUAGAUUACCGGGCUUUGAACCAAAUAAGCACCUCUGUGUAUUACCCCUUACCACGGAUGGAUGACCUACUUCAUGCUACUAAAAAGACCUUUCACAUGUCAAGCCUGGAUCUUCGUUCAAGGUACCAUCAAGUGAAAGUGCGUGAAAUAGAUCGCGAUAAAACAUCAUUCCUCACUCCAUUCGGGGUUUUCCGAUAUUUGGUUAUGCCAUUCGGGUUGCGGAACGCGCCUGCUACGUUCCAAAGACUGAUCGAUCGAUUCCAUAGUGGACUUCCUGGCAUUCUUAAUUGGCAUACCUGGACGAUAUUUUUGUGCUUUCAGAGAUAUUUGAAAAAUAUUUACUGGACCUGAAGUUUAUUUUCGAUCGGUUAAGACUAUUGAAGUUACGCGAGAAAUGCACCUUUGCCAGCCAGCAACUUAGAUACGCUAGGACAUAUGACUGCCAGUAGCGGUAUGCCAAGUUGAUCCAGAGAAGACUGCCGCCAUAGACAGGAUGUUGACUCCACAAAAUGUCAAGCAGGUACAGUCUUUCUUACAAAGUUGCUCUUGGUACAGACGAUUUAUUGACAAGUUGGCGGAUAUUUCCAGGCCCUUAAGCAAUCUUCUGAAGGAAACUUCGACAUGGAAAUGUGAAUCUGAGGAAAAACAAGCUUACAACAGUUUAUUCAAGAUUAUGUCAAAAACUGUCCAGAACAGAACAACCAGCUGGUUUGGUUCAAACCCCGGCUUGCAAUCAAAGAUUUGAGGUUUUGACAAUUGAUUCAUUUGGCCUUUUGCCAGAGGAUGCGAAAGGCCAGCAAUGGGUUUUUAUUAUUGAAGAUACUGCUACAAAAUGGGUAGAAUUAUUUCCACGGGUUAAAAGCUACCGCAGAAGAGUGUUCAAAAACAAUUAUAAACGAAGUCUUCUUAUGAUACGGAUUUCUACGUAGAAUAAUAUCAUAUAAUGGCGUACAAUUCGUCUCACGAAUUAUGCAGCGAGUCUGUCAUUACUUGAAUAUCCUACAAAACUUGACCCCGCUUUUCCAUCCUAAAGCUAAUAUGGUAGAAAGGAAAAACCGUGAUCUAAAACCACGACUAGGUCUCCUUGUUGGGAGGAGAAUCACACAAGAUGGGCUGAGAAGUUAACAGGCAUUCGCUAUGCUAUAAAUACUGCUAAGAGUCAAACCACUGGCUAUACCGCCUCUUAUCUCAACUUCAUACGAGAAUUGAGAAAUCCUGAUGAGAUAUAUCUAACGAUCUUCGAACACUAGCCAAUACUGACAAUUUUAUACCGGAGAUAACACCAUACUUACAGCAGAUGUAUACCAUUCUUAUUGAUGCAAGAUCCAAUCACGAAAAAGCUCAAGACAUCAGAAAAAAAUAUUCUGAUGCAACAAGAAAUGCUACGUCAACAUUUUAUAUUGGAGAGAGCGUGCUUGUAAAACUGCUAAAAGCAGUCACGAGAAGCAUACUACCUCCAAAUUUGACCCCAAGAGAGAUGAACCGUACAUUAUCACUCGCAAAGUCUCUCCAACCAGUCCAACCCCGAGCCAACCAUUGGGUGUUUAUCAUUGUUGUAACUUGACUUAGUACUAUG
Molecule: messenger RNA, 3497 nt
Organism: Ceutorhynchus assimilis (cabbage seed weevil)
Lineage: Eukaryota; Metazoa; Arthropoda; Insecta; Coleoptera; Curculionidae
Source: the annotation of a GenBank genome assembly